AUGUUGCUUGCUGCCUUGAAACUCGGCCUGGUUUUGGCUGCAAUUAGCGGGUGUUGCAUGCUACCAGCUCCGCUGGCGGACCGCGAAAUGGAUCGGCAGCAGGAGCUGCCCCAGCGCAUCUACGAGUUGCUCGAUAAAAUGUCCUGCAGCCGGAAGCUUAAUGCGAGCGCCACAUUCGCCCUGCUCCUGGCCGAAUUCCUGAUAAAACAGAAACUGCGCUACGUGCCGCCCACUCGCUUCGAGAGGCAACUAUACUAUCAUUUGCUGCACAGGAUGGAGCACAUCAAGAGCCGCUCGAGUGUCUCCCUGGCAACAGCAACGGGCAUCGAAAGACAAAUCCUGGAAAGUGCCUUUCAGAGAAACGUCAUGCUUCUGCCGCCAUCGGUGAGGUACGGUCAAUUGGAUGCCAAUGGAGAGUACGAGCAGCUGGCGGCCAUAUAUGGAAAAGUGGUCAACGAGGGCCACCCCAAUAGAACGCAAUCAGAUCUCUGCAUGAGGGAGAUUGUGGAGCUCGAAUUGAGAAACUGUAAGCUGCCUUCCCACGAGUGCCUGGAGCUGCUGACCAGCGAUGCACCCACCUUUGGCUACCAGAGGACCCAUCAGGUGCUUCUUCUCUACAUGCUGCAGCAUCACGUGUGUGCCCCCCAUUUGAGCCCUCCGCAGGUGUACGAGCUGCUGGCCAAGAGCCAUUGCAAUGAGGUGGUACGCGAACAGAACGCCAUACGGAGCCUGGGGCUGCCCGAGCAGUAUCGAGAUUUAUAUUUGGAGCAAGCAACAAUCUGCGGCCUCUUUGGCUACAAUGAGGUUUUGAACUGGCGCAAUGUGAUGGAAAUUGGCAGCUGGUUCGAGGACGACGCUGAUGAUGGCGAUGAUAAUGUGGCUGACAAGUCCCACGAUAGUCAGCAUAUAAACGAUCUGGCCUUGGUCUUCUAUAUAAAUGCAAUGUUGCUGUUGCACUAAGGUCUCCUUCGCCCCAAUCUUUAUCCGCAUACCCCUGCUGCUUGCUUAUUGCUUCUGCUUGAUAAGUUAAUAAAGUGCCGCUUAUGGCUUAUUGCUUGA
Drosophila persimilis is the source of this 1059-nucleotide messenger RNA. RefSeq lists its product as uncharacterized. The transcript is spliced from 6 exons. The record is from RefSeq and is a predicted model, not a curated record. NCBI's taxonomy places the organism in Eukaryota, Metazoa, Arthropoda, Insecta, Diptera, Drosophilidae. Gene Ontology annotation, cellular component: membrane; cytosol. Bases 1 to 960 code for a protein of 319 amino acids.